AGGACUUUGUGAAAUUGCGGCUAUGUCAGUACAGGUUGUUGCGGCGAAAAUGGCAGAGGUUGACCUGAAAGACGUCCCUUGUAAAGACCCAGCACCUGUCUCUCCGGUGACACCAAAGACCGAGGAUAAGGGGAUGAUAAAAAACGACAUAAAUGCCACUGCUGCCGCUUCGUCCGCGGCACUUGCGACGGACCCUGCGAGAGGGGACCCCAACAUGAGCCCUUCUCUGAGCCCGAACCCCGGGAAGAUGCCGCAGGCGUCCGCUAUGAAACGGCCAGAUCCGCAGCAGAACGGCGGAGAAUCUUUCGUAAAUCGAGACGGUACUGUGGCCGAAGCCCCGAGGAUGAAAAAGCAAAUCCAGUUCGCCGACCAGAAGCAGGAGUUCAACAAGCGGCCCACCAAGAUCGGCCGGCGCUCGCUGUCCCGCUCCAUCUCGCAGUCCUCCACGGACAGCUACAGCUCAGCCGCCUCCUACACGGACAGCUCCGACGACGAGACUUCCCCCCGCGACAAGCAGCAGAAGAACUCCAAGGGCAACGGAGACUUCUGCAUCAAGAACAUCAAGCAGGCUGAUUUUGGGCGCAGGGAGAUCGAGAUCGCUGAGCAAGAGAUGCCUGCUCUUAUGGCCCUGAGGAAGAGAGCUCAGGGAGAGAAGCCUCUGGCUGGUGCCAAAGUGGUCGGGUGUACCCAUAUCACUGCCCAGACCGCUGUGCUGAUGGAGACUCUGUCCGCGCUGGGCGCUCAGUGCAGGUGGGCCGCCUGCAACAUCUACUCCACCCAGAACGAAGUGGCGGCCGCCCUGGCCGAGGGGGGCUUCUCAGUCUUCGCCUGGAAAGGGGAGUCGGAGGACGACUUCUGGUGGUGCAUCGACCGCUGUGUUAAUCUGGAAGGCUGGCAGCCCAACAUGAUUCUGGAUGAUGGGGGAGAUCUGACUCACUGGAUCUAUAAGAAGUACCCCAAUAUGUUUAAGAAGAUAAAGGGCAUAGUGGAGGAGAGUGUCACUGGAGUUCACAGGUUGUACCAGCUGUCCAAGGCUGGCAAGCUGUGUGUCCCCGCCAUGAACGUCAACGACUCCGUGACCAAGCAGAAGUUCGACAAUCUGUACUGCUGCAGAGAGUCCAUCUUGGACGGCCUCAAACGCACCACGGACGUGAUGUUUGGAGGGAAGCAGGUGGUGGUGUGCGGAUAUGGAGAGGUUGGAAAAGGCUGCUGUGCUGCUCUGAAGGCCAUGGGCUCCAUUGUGUACGUCACUGAGAUCGACCCCAUCUGCGCCCUGCAGGCCUGCAUGGACGGCUUCAGACUGGUGAAGCUGAAUGAGGUCAUCAGACAAGUGGACAUCGUUAUCACCUGUACAGGCAAUAAGAACGUGGUGGUCAGGGAAUACUUGGACCGCAUGAAGAACGGCUGUAUUGUCUGCAACAUGGGGCACUCCAACACUGAAAUUGAUGUGGCCAGCUUGCGCACUCCGGAGCUCACCUGGGAACGCGUGAGGUCACAGGUGGACCACGUUAUCUGGCCCGACGGCAAGAGAAUCGUGCUGCUGGCAGAGGGUCGUCUCCUCAACCUGAGCUGCUCCACGGUGCCCACGUUUGUGCUGUCUAUCACUGCCACCACCCAGGCUCUGGCUCUAAUAGAGUUGUACAACGCUCCCGAGGGCCGCUACAAGCAAGACGUCUACCUGCUGCCCAAGAAAAUGGACGAGUAUGUAGCAAGCCUUCACCUUCCGACGUUCGAUGCACACUUAACUGAACUGACGGACGAGCAAGCAAAGUACCUGGGCUUGAACAAGAACGGGCCCUUUAAGCCAAAUUACUACAGGUAUUAAUUCUGAGGAGAAGGCAAACCCUAAAGAGCAUCAGACUCCCCCUCCAUUCGAGCAAGGCGAGGGAGGUAGCUGAGGUUUUUCGGGGCUGCUGCAGAUGUGGGAAGCUUGCCUGGCCGGCCGGCCGGUGCGCACGGAGGGGCAGGUUUAUUUAUUUAAGCUUACUAAAGAACACUGUACUCUAACCCGGGGCGCGACGUCCCACCCCCCACCCCCCCCCCCCCAGGGCGGUCUCCUGGG
Molecule: messenger RNA, 2062 nt
Organism: Megalops cyprinoides (Indo-Pacific tarpon)
Lineage: Eukaryota; Metazoa; Chordata; Actinopteri; Elopiformes; Megalopidae
Product: putative adenosylhomocysteinase 3
Exons: 17
Coding region: 23-1825 (600 amino acids)
Biological process (GO): L-methionine cycle
Cellular component (GO): cytosol
Source: RefSeq, a predicted model, not a curated record